Molecule: messenger RNA, 7894 nt
Organism: Nerophis ophidion (straightnose pipefish)
Lineage: Eukaryota; Metazoa; Chordata; Actinopteri; Syngnathiformes; Syngnathidae
Gene: plch2a
Product: phospholipase C, eta 2a
Exons: 23
Coding region: 422-5125 (1567 amino acids)
Biological process (GO): lipid metabolic process; phosphatidylinositol-mediated signaling
Molecular function (GO): phosphatidylinositol-4,5-bisphosphate phospholipase C activity; calcium ion binding
Source: RefSeq, a predicted model, not a curated record
UCGUCUACCUGCUUAACACUGUCGCCCUUUCAGAAGCCCUUGGCGUUUUCUGCUCUCCGCGCUGAUGGAUGGCGGACAAAGAAACGAUGAUCCGGAAUGGAGAUAAAUUGCAGAUCGGAAAACAAACUGCUGCCUUUGUUUGUUUUUUUCCUGUGGGUCUUUGCGAUGGAGGAAUAUUGAGGCGGUAGCAGUACAAUAAGCAACAAUAACAUUACCGGAUUAUUGACCAACUGUUGAUUCCAUGCAGCCCGUGAAAGGAAGAGGAAGUUUUUCUUUAGACUUUCGUUUUUCCUCUUUGGAAUUUACAUUGAAGAUGGGAGCCAACUUUUGGUGACUGAGCAACUCAGAUAAAAGCCUCCUUCAAAACGGCGGACGAAUGAGAGAAUAAUAUCAAGUCGACUGCGGAUCUGAGGUGUUUACAAUGAGCGUUCACAAGAAGAGCAACUUUUUGUCCAUCGGCCCGGUGUCUUCGGCCCUGAUGUGUUCAGCUGUCGUGGCUACCGCCGAUAUGCCUGGACUCCCGGCCAAAGGAGCCUUCUCUGCAGAAGGCUUCAAAGACAAAGGCCAGGAGAAAGAGGAGAAGAAGAUGGCAACACGUAAAAGCCAGACACAAAGCUGUCCAUCCCGCGUGGUGGAGGACUUCUUCUGGAUAGGCAGCAGCAUUAUGGCCUUCUCAAAGUGGAGACUUGGCUACAUGGUGGAGAAAUGUAUGAGCUCCAUGCAGAUGGGUACCCAGAUGGUGAAGCUGCGCGGCAGCUCCAAGGGACUGGUGCGCUUCUUCUUUCUGGACGAGCACAAGUCCUGUAUCCGCUGGAGGCCGUCGCGCAAGAACGAAAAGGCCAAGAUCUCUAUAGAUUCCAUCCGAGAAGUGUCGGAGGGUAAGCAGUCUGAGAUCUUCCAGCGUUACGCGGAGGGCAGCUUUGACCCAAACUGUUGCUUUAGUUUGUACUACGGGGAGCACAUGGAGUCCCUGGACCUUGUGUCUGGGACCGGGGAAGAAGCCCGGACCUGGAUUACAGGCCUCAAAUACCUGAUGGCGGGCAUCAGUGACGAGGACAGCCUGGCCAAGAGGCAGCGUACCCGAGACCAAUGGCUAAAACAGACUUUCACAGAGGCAGAUAAGAAUGGAGAUGGAAGCUUGAGCAUCAGUGAGGUCUUGCAGCUCCUACAUAAACUCAACGUCAAUCUACCUCGGCAGAAGGUCAAACAGAUGUUCAAGGAAGCAGACACGGAUGACAAGCAAGGAACGCUGGGCUUUGAAGAGUUCUGCUCCUUCUACAAGAUGAUGUCCACUCGCAGAGACCUGUACCUGCUCAUGCUUACAUACAGCAACCACAAGGACCACCUGGACACUGAGGACCUGACCCGCUUUCUGGAGACCGAGCAAAAGAUGACCAAAGUGAGCAAGGAUCAUUGUCUGGAGAUCAUCAAGAAAUUUGAGCCGUGUUCGGAGAAUCAAAAACAAGGAGUUUUAGGGAUUGAUGGGUUCACUAACUACAUGCGCAGCCCCGCGGGGGACAUCUUCAACCCGGAUCACUAUGCCGUGAACCAGGACAUGAGGCAGCCGCUGUGCAACUACUUCAUUGCGUCCUCACACAACACCUACCUGAUGGGAGACCAGCUCAUGUCCCAGUCCAGGGUGGACAUGUACGCCUGGGUGCUGCAGGCCGGCUGCCGCUGUGUUGAAGUGGACUGCUGGGACGGUCAGGAUGGCGAGCCUAUCGUUCAUCACGGCUACACGCUGACCUCCAAAAUCCUCUUCAAAGACGUCAUUGAAACCAUCAACAAAUAUGCCUUCGCCAAGAAUGACUACCCAGUCAUCCUGUCCAUAGAGAACCACUGCAGUGUCCCCCAGCAGAAGAAGAUGGCCCAGUACCUCAUUGAUAUUCUCGGGGACAAACUGGACGUUUCCAACAUCAAAGCAGAAGACUCCGGGCAGCUGCCUUCACCAGAAAACCUGAGGGGAAAGAUCCUUGUCAAGGGUAAAAAAUUGCCGUCAAACAUUGACGAGAACGCAGAGGAGGGAGACGUGUCGGACGAGGACAGCGCAGACGAGAUGGAGGACGACUGCAAGCUGAUGAACGGAGAUAUGUCAGCCAACAGGAAGCAGGUGGAGAACUUGGCCAAGAAAAAACUGGACAGCCUGAUGAAGGAGUCCAAGAUACGAGACCGAGAAGAUCCUGACAGUUUCACUAUCUCUGCCCUUCCACCUGCUGGGGAUUUAGAGCAAACUGCUGCUAAGACUAAAGAGCAGGACGGAGUGGUGACUUCAGACGAGGCCGGCAACAAUAAGCGCACAAGCCACUCCUUCAUGGGCACCUUCUCAAAACGCAAGAAAAAAACAAAGCUGAAGAAGACCUCAAGCUUGGAGGACACUGACACAGACCAAGAAAGCACCAGCAGUGCAUCGCGAGCGCCCGUACAUCACAACAAAAAGAAGAAGACCAUGAAGUUAUCCCGAGCGCUGUCUGACCUGGUGAAGUACACGUGCUCGGUGGGCCUGUACGACAUCGAUGCACAAGCCAGCUGCACUUGGCAGGUUUCUUCCCUGAGUGAAACCAAAGCUCACCAGGUGAUGCAGCAAAAAGCCUGCGCCUUCAUCCAUUUUAACCAGCGCCAGCUCUCACGCAUCUACCCGUCUUCGUACCGCGUGGACUCCUCCAACUUCAACCCUCAGCCCUUCUGGAACGCUGGCUGCCAACUUGUUGCGCUCAACUAUCAGUCUGAGGGUCGAGUACUUCAGCUCAACAGAGCCAAGUUCUACAGCAACGGUAACUGUGGUUACAUCAGCAAACCCAGCUGCAUGUGUGACGGUGCUUUUAAUCCCAGUUCUGAGGACCCACAGCCAGGUCAGAUGAAAAAACAACUGGUGUUGAAGAUCAUCAGCGGACAGCAGCUGCCCAAACCCAAAGACUCCAUGCUGGGAGACAGGGGAGAGAUCAUUGAUCCCUUUGUGGAAGUGGAGAUCAUCGGCCUCCCAGUGGACUGUUCCAAGGAGCAAACCCGAGUGGUGGAUGAUAACGGUUUCAACCCCAUGUGGGAGGAGACUCUGGUGUUCACCGUUCACAUGCCGGAGCUGACCCUGGUGCGCUUCCUGGUGUGGGACCACGACCCCAUUGGCCAAGACUUCAUUGGCCAGAGGACUAUUGCCUUCAACAGCAUGAUGCCAGGUUAUCGCCAUGUGUACUUAGAAGGUAUGGAGGAGGCGUCCAUCUUUGUUCAUGUAGCUGUGCAUGACAUAACCGGUAAGUCAACCCCUCUUUUUCCUAACGAUUCACUUCGAAACAGGAAAUUUUUAGGAGUCCUGAAGCUGCCGCUGACAACUCAGGCCAGGGCAGUCAGCGGUAUCAAAGGGUUCUUCCACAGAAACCCAAAGCAAAGUUCCCUGGACAGCCAUGCUGCUGCACAGCACAGCCGUAAGCAGCCGUUUGGCGCCCACCUCCUGCGCCGCACCGCCAGCGCGCCCACCAAAGGCCAACCCAAAGUCAAGAAGGGUCUACCCGAGGUUGCCGUCAACACCAAAGACCAUAGCUCGGAGGGCACCGGUGAGGACAGAGGGUCCGAGGACAAGGUCUCUGCGUCCUCAUCUCACCUUCCCACACCACCGCAAUUCCGCAACGGCGAGUCACUGGCAUCCCACCAAGCCAAGGGUCCGUGGGAACACCCUGACACCAACGGGACUUUGCACACCGAAAGCAAAGCACUGAGUCCAACUGUCCCGCUUCCAUUCCCUGCACUAAAUCAUUCUGGGGGUUCCAAGGACACACACAUCUGCUCUGUCGCUGUUCCAGAGGACAGACUUUCUUCCCACCAACCCUCACCAUUCCUGCGGUCUUGGUCUUCUCAAGUGAAUGCUGAAUCCCAGUUGCCAGUUCAAUCUAAUGCAUUGCCGGAUAUUCCAAGUACAGCCAGUGAACACCACAAAAAACUGGAUUCUUUUACUGAAACAAUAUCUUUCUCUGUCAAGUCUCCCGCUGAACAAAACAUCCAAACCCUGAGUAGUGCAAAGUCGACCUUCCAGCACAGCAAAAGGGAAAACCUUAAAACUCUGACAGACACAAACCAGAGACCGGAAACGUCAGCUGCAGCUUUGCCUCCUGAAAGUCUUAGAGUCCGUGCACCACAAGCAGCUAAGGCCCAGGGAGCAGUCGGCACUGUAUCACCACACACACCCAUGAGAAGAACAAAGAGCGAGGGUCACGUUCGCGUCGCUGCAGCCUUCAAGGGCAACGCAACAGUUCCAGGAGUCUUCACUGAUGCUACAACCAACGACUGCCUUUGGAGCAAGCUUGAACCGGUCAGCCAUCGGGACAGCACGUCGUCGUCCUCUAGCAUUUCUUCCAGCGACACAGUCAUUGACAUGUCCCAUAGCAACCUGGCCAGAAAGAGUCUGACCAGCGUCACCUGUGACCCAAACUGUGCCAGCUGCCAUCAUUCCACACUAGUUUCCUUUGACAGCCUGCAAGUCAGCAAGAGCAAAUCCAACCCUAAUCUUCGACAGGGUGAGUUGAAGCCCGACAGCCUGCCGUCUGCCGUGGACCUGACCAACAGAGUCGGUCAAAGAAGGCACACCUGGAACCGGCUCUUCAUGGAAGGCCUCAAGCAGUCAUCAGCCGACAGGCCGUCGUCCGCAUCUCCAGGCAGAUUGCCGGCGUCCAUUUCCAAAAGUCUCGGGGAUCUGACGUCGGAUGAUAUUUCUUGCAACUUUGACAGCAAGUACCGCAGCAUCAGCCGUAGCUUCAUCCUUAAACCGACCAGGGAGCGGCUUCCCCAAGCCAACCCAAGCCGUGACCUGAUAAAGCAGCUGCGGAAGCUGACCGAUGUGGAGCCGCUUAACGCCAGUGACUUUGCACCUGGAAACGGUCCUGAGGAGUCUGUGGACGAGCACCUCGUCAGGAGGACUUCCUCCAGGAGCCAAAGCAGAGUGCGGUAUAUUGCCAACCGAGCCAAGAAAGCCCAAGAAAGGCAAAGACUGCAGAGUUUGAUGCAAUUUGAUUACAUGAGUAGAAACAGUUCUUACCCCAUUGAGGAGCGGGGGAAUCCCGAAGGUGCCUGUUGUGUCACGAGAAGUCUGUGUGCCGGUCCAGACAUGGUCCAUCAGGCCACGUCUUUAGGAUCCCCCUGAAGACACCACCAGAAACACACAUGCUUGGACUUCAAGUGGACUAGCAGGUCUGAACUUCUACAAAACACAUUUCUACAAAUAUUUUUUUAUUAAAGUCCCAAGGUUCAACAAAAUAUUUCACUCAAAACCGCAAGUCAGAAAGAACAAAGUUAGACGAAUCCAACGUACACGGUGACACAAAAAAACAGAACCCGUACAAAUGUUCAAUCCUACAAAGGUCAGCAAAUUUCUUGAACUGAAACCAAACGAUCAUUCUCCAAAAUUUCACUGAUAUCAGUAGCAUCUAUAGAAGUUCUGUUCCUUCCAAAAUAUGCGUUGGAGGCCGACCUACGCGCAAAAUGGUCGAUUACUGGAGCAUCUUUGGGUGGGAUUGCUGCCUGCUGUCCUUGAAAUGUCGUUCUGGCACAAUCCAGUUAGCCAAAAAUCAAGAAAGCACAAAUUCAAAUCAAGAUUAUUAAUCAUUAACCAUUAAUUAUCAGCCAUUACCUUGCAUCCAUACUUUAUUUUAAAGACAAAUCUUUUUAUUCAUUAUUAGUUUUGACAUUUUAUCUUUGUAUUAUCACAUUAGGGCUAGGCGAUAGGACGAAAAAGUGUUUUAUACCUGUCAAUAUUGAAUUGUAAGGACCAGAACAAAAAUAUAUUUUAUUUGAAAUGUAACUAUUUUGCUUCACUGUUGCAGAAGGGUUAGUGCGUCGGCCUCACAAUACAAAGGUCCUGCAGACUUGGGUUCAAUCCCAGGCUCGGGAUCUUUCUGUGUGGAGUUUGCAUGUUCUCCCCGUGAAUGCGUGGGUUCCCUGGGUUCCAACACUAAAUUGGCCCUAGUGUGUGAAUGUGAGUGUGAAUGUUGUCUGUCUAUCAGUGUUGGCCCUGCGAUGAGGUGGCGACUUGUUCAGGGUGUACACCGCCUUCCGCCCAACUGUAGCUGAGAUAGCCGCCAGCGCCCCCCGCGACCCCAAAAGGGAAUAAGCGGUAGAAAAUAGAUGGAUGGAUGGUAACUUUUUCUGAUUAUAAUCCUAUCAGCUAUCAAGGCAGAAAGGAAAUGUCAACACAGGCCUGGAAAACACUCAAACAAUGUAAACAAAAUAGGAAUAUGUAAGAAAUGCUUCAUAAAAUGUAAACAGAAAAAGCUGAGAAGAACUAUUUUCUGCAGGUUUAGUGGCAGGAAGUUACAGCUGUGCUCUAAAGGGUGGGCGCGGCAAAGAUGGUGUUGUAUUAGCGCAUCAUUUACAGACCACAUUGGUCUGACUACGGUCCCUUUGGAAAAUUCCAAAAACAUGUCCAGGUGACUUUUCCUCUUUUUUCCAGAAUUUCUUCAUCUUGACUUUUAUCUUCUCACUCCAUGCAAAGAAUCAACCAAACUUGAUAGUUGAUGCUGUUACCUUAGUGGCUGUUAGCGUAACACUCCCACUGAUCAGUGAUCAGGGAGAGCGAGAGCCUUUUUUUGUGAUGCCAACCUUGCUUCCAUACUUCCGCUUUCUUCCCACAAAGAAGAAAAAAAACUUUGUGGUGAACUAUUACAUGUCUAUCGUGAUUUAUAUUGAUAUCAUUGUAUCGCCCAGUCCUACCACCAGGGCCGCGUUUUGCAUAAAUAAGCACAUGUAAAAUGUCAAGCCUUAAAUGACAAGUUCCUGGACCUUCAUGCUCCAUCACUGAUGAGAAUAAAAUGGCAAAUCCUCCAAACAUGCUCGUUGUCUCCCGUGGCGCACAAUGUUCAAAUCCUGGUCAGGCGUGCGCCGUGAACAUGUUUACCAAUAUAUUAAAUGUAUUAAUUUGCACUUAAAACAUGCAUUAUAGAACAUUUCAUUCUCCAUGAACUAGUUUUAGUACAAAACAUGUUUGAUUAAAAAAUUAUAAAAAAAUAGUUUCAGAUGAAUAAAAGUCUACUUUUUUGAUAAUAGCAGGGAGGGUACUCAAAAUAAAGUUCUGUUUCAUGGCGCCGCUGGCUGUGAAAGUGCUUGAUUUGAUAUGCACCCAAGCCUACUUUUUCUAUAUUAUUAUCACUUUCAUUUAAAAAUCCUUAAAAAUCUGUUUAAUUUUGGAAAUCAUUUUUAAGUAAAGCAACCGAGAUGACUUUGGGGAAUGAUCGUACACACGCUGAACUUUAAGGGACACAAAUUCCAACAGAUUUUGUCGGGUUUAAUGUUUUUAGGUUCUUGUAUUUUUAACGUGGCCUGUGUGUAUUAAAAAACAUCUGAUCCUUCGAUUAUGAACUUAAUAGUGUUUUAGGAGGUGAACCAUUCAGUAGCAAUAGCUCUUCCGAUCUUUAAACUUGGGAUUGGAUUAGGAUACGAUAUUUGUAGCUGUGCAUCAAGCAAUAUAAGAGUGAUGGCGUUGUAUCAUGUGAACAAGUAUGUGCAUUUUCAUGAUUAAAGAUGAGCUUUUACUAAAAAAAAAAAAAAAAAAAGUAGCACGUUCGUCGUGCUAAAUGUGACGAGACCAAGCUAAUGCUAAUGAUCUGCAGCAUGUCAGCCCCGACAGAAACAUUUCUUUUCACAACCUUUUAGUGGACUGCAUGACUUAUAUGCACUUAUUUAUCCUUGACCAGGCGUUAUUUGACUCACAUUUUUUUCCAUAUACAUGUUUAAUGUACCAAGCUCAUUCAAAUUUUUUUGUAGGAGAGUUUAACGAUGUUCCCGAGAGCGUCACCGUGUGGCUUUUACGUUGUCAGUAGUCCACGGUACGGAAAAUGAAACUUUGUGUAACGACGCACGUUUAUUUGUCAGCCUGCUGCAUCGUUUGUGCAAACAAAUAAAUAUAUUUAAACAACAA